Molecule: messenger RNA, 1092 nt
Organism: Orycteropus afer afer
Lineage: Eukaryota; Metazoa; Chordata; Mammalia; Tubulidentata; Orycteropodidae
Gene: GPR6
Product: G protein-coupled receptor 6
Biological process (GO): G protein-coupled receptor signaling pathway
Cellular component (GO): membrane
Molecular function (GO): sphingosine-1-phosphate receptor activity
Source: RefSeq, a predicted model, not a curated record
AUGAACGCGAGCUCCUCCUCGCUCAACGAAUCCCAGGUGGUGGCCGUGGCGGUCGAGGGAGCGGCUGCGGCGGCCACCGCGGUAGGAGGGUCUGACACGGGAGAAUGGGGCCGCCCUGCAGCGGCGGCGGCGCUGGGAGGCGGCAGUGGGGCUAACUCAUCGCUGGAGUUGUCAUCGCAGCUGCCCGCGGGGCCUCAGGGGCUGCUGCUCUCUACCGUGAACCCGUGGGACGUGCUGCUGUGCGUGUCGGGGACGGUGAUAGCAGGCGAGAAUGCGCUGGUGGUGGCUCUCAUCGCGUCCACCCCGGCGCUGCGCACGCCCAUGUUUGUGCUGGUGGGCAGCCUGGCCACCGCCGACCUCCUGGCCGGCUGCGGCCUCAUCCUGCAUUUCGUGUUCCAGUACCUGGCGCCCUCAGAGACAGUGAGCUUGCUCACCGUGGGUUUCCUCGUAGCUUCCUUCUCCGCCUCGGUCAGCAGUCUGCUAGCCAUCACAGUGGACCGCUACCUGUCGCUCUACAACGCGCUCACCUACUACUCGCGCCGGACCCUGUUGGGCGUGCACCUCCUGCUCGCCGCCACCUGGACCGUGUCCCUAGGCCUUGGGCUGAUGCCCGUGCUGGGCUGGAACUGCCUGUCGGAGCGAACCACCUGCAGCGUGGUGCGCCCGCUGACACGCAGCCACGUGGCGCUGCUCUCGGCCGCUUUCUUCGCGGUCUUCGGCGUCAUGCUGCACUUGUACGUGCGCAUCUGCCAGGUUGUCUGGCGACACGCGCAUGAGAUCGCGCUGCAGCAGCACUGCCUGGCCCCGCCGCACCUCGCAGCCACUAGGAAAGGGGUGGGUACUCUGGCCGUGGUGCUGGGGACUUUCGGCGCUAGCUGGCUGCCAUUUGCCAUCUACUGCGUGGUUGGCAGCCACGAGGACCCGGCCGUCUACACCUACGCCACCCUGCUGCCUGCCACAUACAACUCCAUGAUCAAUCCCAUCAUUUAUGCCUUCCGCAACCAGGAGAUCCAGCGAGCCCUGUGGCUCCUGUUCUGCGGUUGUUUCCAGUCCAAAGUGCCCUUCCGCUCCAGGUCCCCCAGUGAGGUCUGA